CGGAAGAGACGCUGGCGUCGAUGAUUCACGGUGAGGGACUGAGCGGAGCAGACCGAGCAGAGCGCACCAUCAUGGGAGCGAACAUGGUCUCACUGUGGCUGACAUGGGCUUGUCUCGUGCAGAGCUCUGGGAUGUUGUGUCAUGUGGAGAGAUAUGAAGUGGUCACACCUCAGAGACUUCAGGGGAGACAGAAGAGGAGCCUGCAGGACAACCAGCUUUUUCCUGAUCUGGUUCAGUACAAGUUGGCCAUUGAAGGGAGGAACCACACAAUUCAUCUGGAAAAAAACAGGAAUCUUAUUGGUAGAGGCUACACUGAAACACACUAUUCAGAAGAUGGAAAACGUGUGACUGCAUCACCAAAUGAGGAGCACUGCUACUAUCACGGCCAUGUUGAAGGCAUGAAGGACUCUUCAGUCAGUGUUGGAAUAUGUUCGGGCAUUAGUGGCUUUGUUAGAGCCCAGAAGCAGGUUUACCUGAUAGAGCCUCUGGGACAGUCUGAGGAUGAUGAGCAUGCAGUUUAUAGACGGGAGGACCUGAACAUCAGCGGCAGCCCCGGCUGUGGCUCCUCGUCCAACACCACCAUGCAGGACCAGGACCAGGACCCGCGGGUCUCUGGCCUCUUCAGGUCCAGAUCAUGGAAAACUAAAACCAUUGAAGGUCCACAGAGGUUUGUCGAGCUGUUUGUGGUGGUGGACAAUACUGAGUAUAAACGAUAUGGAAGUGAGACUAAAUCCCGUGUUCUUGGAGUUAUAAAUCACGUUGACAAGCUGUAUCGACCUCUGAACAUCCAUGUCAUGCUGGUGGGCUUGGAGAUUUGGACCUACAGAGACUACAUUGCCGUUGACAUUAAUUCGGAGACUACCCUGGACAAUUUCCUCCUGUGGCGUCAGGCCGAUCUUCUGCAGAGGACGAAGCACGACAAUGCCCAAUUUGUGACUGGCAAAGACUUUGACGGAGACACAGUUGGACUGGCAAAUAAGUUUGCCAUGUGUACUGAAAACUCAGGGGGAGUCAAUCAGGAUCACCAUGAUAACCCAAUAGGCCUCGCCUCCACCAUCGCUCAUGAGAUGGGACAUAAUUUUGGCUUGUCACAUGAUGCCGCAGGUUGUAUGUGUGGUCCGUCUUACAGCAGCGGGAACUGUGUGAUGGCAGAAAAGCUCAAGACAGGAAAUCAAGCGUUCCCGGAGUUGUUCAGCAGCUGCAGUGUGGAGCAGCUUGCUGAAUUCAUGGUGCGAGCUCAGCCCAGCUGCUUGUCCAAACCCAGCUCCGUCAUGACCGUCGCUGCGGGCCCUAGCUGCGGGAACAACCUGGUGGACCCUGGAGAGGAGUGUGACUGUGGCACUGUGGAGGAAUGCAAGAACCUUUGUUGUGAUGCUUCAACAUGUCGCCUUACUGAAGGAUCCCAGUGUGCUCACGGACAAUGCUGUAACAACUGCCAGUUCAAACUGGCUGGAAGUGAAUGCAGAAAGUUAGCCAGUGACUGUGACCUGCCUGAAUACUGCACCGGAGCGUCAGAGGAUUGUCCUGAAGAUAGCUUUGAGAUGAACGGCAAGCCCUGCUACGACCAGGCACAGGGCUACUGCUACGACGGACAAUGCCCCACACAUCAGCAGCACUGCUGGCGGCUGUUUGGACCAGAGGCCAGAGUUGGACCAGAUAUUUGUUUUAAUCUGAACAGACGGGGCGAAGAAGGUGCUAACUGUGGGGGGAACAAAUUUGGCUACACCCGCUGCACUACACAGAAUCUUAAGUGUGGAACUAUAUUUUGCGGAGGGGGAGGCGAGUCCAUCACGGGUAAAAGGGCGGCCUACACUGUGCACAACAUCGAAUGUAAACUAGCUGUGGAUGACGAUAAGACCAGAAAAAUCGACAUGGUGCCAAAAGGAACCAAAUGUGGACCAAAUAAGGUUUGCCUUGAUAACAGAUGUGUGGAAAUGUCAAUUUAUGGGAAAAAGGAGGACUGUGCAAAGAAAUGCAACAACAACGGGGUGUGUAAUCACAAGAAAGAGUGCCACUGUAAUCCGGGCUGGGCUCCACCCUACUGUGACAUCCAGUAUGCAGAUUUACCUCAAGGUCAGAGUGGGAUAAUAGCCGGUGUGUGUGCAGCUCUCGCCAUCCUUCUGCUCAUCACUGCAGUGACCGCAGGGCUAAUGUGCUGUAAGAAGGACAACAGGGACAACUACACCUCCAAAAGGAAAGUGCAUUCAGCUACCGACAAGUUGAACCCGAUGUUUCAGGAGCCAAGUGUUAAAGACAGACCUCAGAUCAGUCAGCCCACUUUCCUGGAGUCAACAGCAUCACAAGCCUGCACUCCUCUGAUCGUUACUGUGAGUCCCAGCAGAGCCCCUCCACAGCCACCAAAGAAACUGUCUUCUGUGUCGCCGACCUCACAAGCUGAGCCGGCAACACCUCUACCUCCAUGUAAACACUUACCUCUUCUGAGCAAAACGCAGUUUAAUGCAGCCAAACCAAGUCCUCCUCCUGUACCUCCAGUCAAGCCCAGCCCUCCUCCGGCUGCCAGAGUCAAGCCUUGCUCUCCUCCUCCUCCCCCAGCGAAGCCACAAGUUCUUAGACUCGCAUGAAAGUCUCAUUAAAAGUAUCAAGUUGGACUAAAACAGAAGACAUCCAGCAUGUAGCUGUACGUGUUGAAAGAGAGCGACCCUUUUUCGGAUCAUACGUGUGAGUCACAGAGGACCAAGAGUUUGGAAAAGUUCUCGUGUUGUGAGUGACCGCGGCUUCACCGACUGAGAUUGUCUUUGAUGACCAACAGCUCCACAGCUGUGGAAAAGUGGAAAACUCUUUUCUUUAACUGCUGUAGCAAAUGUUACACGUCUGUAAGAAGUUAUUUCUGCCUUUGUUUUAGCAUUAAGUUGACUGAUUACAGCGUGAGCAAAAUGGUGCUCACAUGAUAAUGUACUUUUUUUAUAUUUAUUUGAUGCCUGUGCAAGGGACUGUAUGCAAAGCAGGGGUGUUUAUUUAAAUUCAUAUUUCCUCCCAGCAAAGGUCCGAACCUCAUGAUAUCUAAACUACGUCCUAUAGCCUCCCUACAUCUUAAAUCAGCAAUGUGCAUUUCUAUAUCAUUACAACAAUAUUUGUCAAUUUUCCAAGUAGGAUACUUCUAACAUACAGACAUUGAACCUGUGUGGAAGCACAUUUCUGCGAGUAAAAGAAAAUAUAAAGAUAAAACUUAGCCUUGUGAUGAAAACAAAAUAAGAUCCUGUGAGUCUGAAUAUAGUACUGUCAUCUCGCUGCAAAUUUAUUUAUUCUAUUUAUUUAUUUAGCAAGCUUUUUUUCCCAUUGAAAUGCUUAUUAAAGCUGAGCGUGGUCUCAGCUGCUCUUUGCACGCUGAUCAUUUUCAUACCGUCCCUAAACUGAAUCUAAAGCCAGUCUGUGCCUUGUACAAGCCUCAAUUUGUAUCACUUUGCACUGUACUUGAGAACCUAUGAAUGGUACGCACAGUCCUCUGAUGACCUGUGUAAGUUACUGUGGUUGAAACAUUUACGUGAUUGUUUUUCGUCCCAAGGGUGUGUGUGUGUGUGUGUGUGACAGAGCCUCGUUGUUUUUUAUACUGCAUGUAAAUGUGAAUGUAAAAACCGAAUGAAUUCCCAUGGGAAGCUUUUUGUUGCAACAAAUAAAGUGCACUUUAUCACAA
Molecule: messenger RNA, 3652 nt
Organism: Cottoperca gobio
Lineage: Eukaryota; Metazoa; Chordata; Actinopteri; Perciformes; Bovichtidae
Gene: adam8b
Product: ADAM metallopeptidase domain 8b
Exons: 23
Coding region: 21-2582 (853 amino acids)
Biological process (GO): positive regulation of membrane protein ectodomain proteolysis; regulation of cell-cell adhesion; inflammatory response
Molecular function (GO): metalloendopeptidase activity; cell adhesion molecule binding
Source: RefSeq, a predicted model, not a curated record